AUGGAAUCAUACGCAUUUGACCGUGGAACGAAAAUCUCGACGUAUAGAGAGGUUUUCUAUCGAGAAUUCAAAUUCUGUUAUGUUGAACGACCAACGACCGCCACCGGUCACCUCAGCUGGCAGGAGGUGUCUCUUCCCGGCCGAUCGUCAACAACCUGCAACCCCCGACGACAAUUUGGAAUUGGCGAUGGAAAUCGAACGGGAGCUGCUGGCACGAAAACGGAACCAGUGGAGUUUCGAUUUCGUCAACGGUACACUGGUGGAUGA
Molecule: messenger RNA, 267 nt
Organism: Macrosiphum euphorbiae (potato aphid)
Lineage: Eukaryota; Metazoa; Arthropoda; Insecta; Hemiptera; Aphididae
Source: the annotation of a GenBank genome assembly